Messenger RNA from Neltuma alba, 2213 nucleotides. Its product is annotated as cysteine-rich receptor-like protein kinase 2. NCBI's taxonomy places the organism in Eukaryota, Viridiplantae, Streptophyta, Magnoliopsida, Fabales, Fabaceae. Bases 25 to 1986 code for a protein of 653 amino acids. Gene Ontology annotation, molecular function: protein kinase activity; ATP binding. The record is from RefSeq and is a predicted model, not a curated record. Gene Ontology annotation, biological process: protein phosphorylation. The transcript has 8 exons.
CUGCAACUACAGAGAAAGAACACCAUGUUGCUUCACCUGCAACAGAAACCCCACUUUGUCUUCUUCUUGAGUUUGAUAAUCUGGUCAUGGUGGAGCUUUGACGGCGUCGUUUCGGAACCACAGACCAACUUUGUGAAACUAGGGUGUAGCCAGUACAACGUUAGUGAGUUGUCCAUCUUCAGUGAUAACUUGAACAUAACACUGAGAGACCUAAGAGCUCAGAUCAGCAACCAGAGCAAGCACUUCGCGACGGCGCAGGCCGUGAAGGGUAACAAUCCGGCGUAUGGCCUUUUUCAGUGCAGAAACUACCUCUCCAUCAAAGAUUGCCUUGCUUGUUUUGACUUCGCGAAGGUUCAUAUACGCAACUGUUCCGUCGCCGCCACCGGUGCUCGUAUCAUCUACGAAGGUUGCUUCCUCAGGUACGAGAGCAGUGGAUUCUUCGAUCAGAACACAGACGCUGGGAACAACAUAAUCUGCGGGAAUCAGACGAUCAGAAACACCACAGGACUUUCUUCAACUGUGCAACAAGUUCUAACGAAUCUGGACAUAGCAACCCCAAGAAUCAGUGGUUUUUAUGCAGCCACUAAGACGCCUGUGCCUAACAGUAAUGGCUCAAGCAUUUAUGCCAUUGCUCAAUGUAUUGAGACUCUCCCACAAGUUGGCUGCCAGGAUUGCCUCAACAUUGCCUUGAGAAAUUUCCAGAUCUGUCUUCCCAAUUCAAAUGCUAAGACUUAUGAUGCUGGUUGUUUCAUGAGAUACUCCACCACGGCCUUCUUUGCAGAUAAUCAAACCAUUAACAUUAAUCCCUUCCUGAAAGAAGGGGGAGCUUCAACGAAGAAGAAGGCCAUUAUUGGGGGAGUGGUUGGAGGUGGAUCUUUUCUUUUGAUCCUCCUUGCAUUAUUUGCUUUGUACAGACGAUCAACGUCGUCCAAGAGGAUUCAUAGAGGUGAUAUUUUAGGAGCAACUGAGUUGAAAGGCCCAAUUAAUUAUAGGUACAGCGAUCUUAAGAAGGCCACAAAGAAUUUCAGUAAAGAAAAUAAACUAGGAGAAGGAGGCUUCGGUGAUGUGUACAAGGGCACUCUAAAAAAUGGGAAGGUAGUUGCUGUCAAGAAAUUGGCUUUAGGGCAAUCCAAACAGAUGGAGAAAGAUUUUGAGAGUGAAGUAAAGUUGAUAAGUAACGUCCAUCAUCGGAAUCUUGUCCGACUUCUUGGAUGUUGCACUAAAGGACAAGAGAGGCUGCUUGUUUAUGAAUACAUGAGAAACAACAAUGUUGGCACAUUCUUGUUUGGAGAAAAUAAAGGCUCCCUCAACUGGAAGCAACGUUAUAAUGUAAUUUUAGGCACAGCAAGAGGUUUGGCCUAUUUACAUGAGGAAUUCCAUGUAUGUAUCAUACAUAGGGAUAUAAAGAGUAGUAACAUUCUUUUGGAUGAUGAUUUUCAACCAAAAAUUGCUGACUUUGGGUUAGCUAGGCUUCUCCCGCAUGACUUAUCUCAUCUCAACACGAAAUUUGCAGGAACAAUGGGAUAUACAGCACCUGAAUAUGCAAUGCAUGGACAACUAUCAGAGAAGGCCGAUACCUAUAGUUUCGGUGUUGUAGUCCUAGAAAUCAUAAGUGGACACAAGAGCGGUGAAUCAAAGGAUGAGAGCGAAGGAGAAUUCCUCCUUCAAAGAGCUUGGAAACUCUAUGAUAGAGGCAUGCACAUUGAGUUUGUGGACAAAACCCUAGACCCUAAUGAGUAUGAUCCAGAAGAAAUGAAGAAAAUCAUAGAGAUUGCUUUGCUUUGCACUCAAGCAUCUCCUGCAGCGAGGCCAACAAUGUCUGAAAUUGUAAUUAUGCUCAAAGGCAAAGGAUUAAUGGAGAACAGAAGACCCACUAUGCCAGUCUAUGUGGAUCCUAAUUUUAAUCCCAGAAGGGACUCUUCAACCUCUAACAAUUCAUCCUCAUCAAAUGCUACUGCCUCCACUAUUGUUCUAUCUGGAAGGUGAUUGAUUGCAUUAUGCAAGAACUUGAUGUCAAGGGUCACUCGAAGUUUCAACUGAAGUAAGUGUUGUAGUAAUGAUCAAGGAAAUAGCGUGUAGGGUUCAUCGUAAUUUCAUGAUUCAUGAUCUGUGUGCAAUGAAACGUCAAUUCUGUUUCUGUGGGUAGAAGUGUAUGUGAAAGUGAGGUCAUCCUUGGCCUAUUGUGUGAAAUAAAUUCUGAGCCUUUUUGGUUU